This is a messenger RNA of Eubalaena glacialis (North Atlantic right whale), 1134 nucleotides long. It is a transcript of the gene PAQR9, whose product is annotated as progestin and adipoQ receptor family member 9. The coding region runs from base 1 to 1134 and encodes 377 amino acids. The transcript has a single exon. Gene Ontology annotation, cellular component: membrane. The record is from RefSeq and is a predicted model, not a curated record. Gene Ontology annotation, molecular function: signaling receptor activity. NCBI's taxonomy places the organism in Eukaryota, Metazoa, Chordata, Mammalia, Artiodactyla, Balaenidae.
AUGCCGCGGCGCCUGCAGCCUCGGAGCGCGGGCACAAAGGGCCCGCCCGGCACGACCGCGGCGGCUUCGGAGGCCGCCUCGCGCCCGCACCCCUCACUCUCCGGAGACCCUCCGGCCUCCGCCAAGCCGCUGCUGCGCUGGGACGAGGUGCCCGACGACUUUGUGGAGUGCUUCAUCCUGUCGGGCUACCGGCGGCUGCCGUGCACGGCGCAGGAGUGCCUAGCCUCGGUGCUGAAGCCUACCAACGAGACGCUCAACUUCUGGACGCACUUCAUCCCACUGCUGCUGUUCCUGAGCAAGUUCUGCCGCCUGUUCUUCCUGAGCGGCCGCGACGUGCCCUUCCACCAUCCGUGGCUGCUGCCGCUGUGGUGCUACGCUUCGGGCGUGCUGCUGACCUUCGCCAUGAGCUGCACGGCGCACGUGUUCAGCUGCCUGUCGCUGCGCCUCCGCGCAGCCUUCUUCUACCUGGACUACGCGUCCAUCAGCUACUACGGCUUUGGCAGCACUGUGGCCUACUACUACUACCUGCUGCCCGGCCUGAGCUUGUUGGACGCCAGGGUGAUGACCCCGUACGUGCAGCAGCGCCUGGGCUGGCACGUGGACUGCACGGGCCUCAUUGCCGCCUACCGCGCGCUCGUGCUGCCCGUGGCCUUCCUGCUGGCCGUGGCCUGCACCGUGGCCUGCUGCAAGAGCCGCACCGACUGGUGCUCUUAUCCGUUCGCGCUGCGCACCUUCGUCUUCGUCAUGCCCCUGAGCAUGGCCUGCCCCAUCAUGCUCGAGAGCUGGCUCUUCGACCUGCGGGGCGAGAACCCCACGCUCUUCGUGCACUUCUACCGCCGCUACUUCUGGCUGGUGGUGGCCGCCUUCUUCAACGUGAGCAAGAUCCCCGAGCGCAUCCAGCCGGGCCUCUUCGACAUCAUCGGCCACAGCCACCAGCUCUUCCACAUCUUCACUUUCCUCAGCAUCUACGACCAGGUGUACUACGUGGAGGAGGGCCUGCGCCAGUUCCUCCAGGCGCCGCCGGACGCGCCCACCUUCUCGGGCACCGUGGGCUACAUGUUGUUGCUGGUUGUCUGCCUGGGGCUGGUCAUCAAGAAGUUCCUCAACAACACCGAAUUCUGCAGUAAAAAGUGA